AUGAGCCCCACCCAUUUACUCCAUUGUCAGUUUUUUAUGAUAUGGCAGCAAACAUGUUUAUUAGAAAACAAUUUCCGGAAGGAUCUCAUAGCUCAAUCACUAUUUCGAAUAGCCAGAGGGUUUCUAAAACAGUCUAUCAGAUGUGAGAUAGAGCUCUUGGAUACACUGGCAAGUGUGUGUAAUACUGGUAUUCAACAUUACUUAAGAAUAUUAAACACUCUAAAAUGCGCUUUGAAGACGUGGAUAGCAAAGUGCCCUCAAACAAUCGUGGAUGCCAAAGGUACCAAUGAAGAAAGAAAGUUAAUUGCUCAUGCUCAGUGCUUGUUUGACCAACAACAGACCAAUAUUCAUGGAGACAUCAGCAUAUACGACAAGGACAACAGUUCUGAGAAGAAGGGCAUAUCUCUACAAGCAAAGUGCAUUAUAAUCAAGAUACAAAGGGAUAUUAGCAUCGAGUCCUCUGAAAAGUGA
Messenger RNA from Phycomyces blakesleeanus NRRL 1555(-), 471 nucleotides. RefSeq lists its product as hypothetical. Bases 1 to 471 code for a protein of 156 amino acids. Lineage: Eukaryota; Fungi; Mucoromycota; Mucoromycetes; Mucorales; Phycomycetaceae. The record is from RefSeq and is a predicted model, not a curated record. The transcript has 4 exons.